Aplosporella prunicola CBS 121167 is the source of this 987-nucleotide messenger RNA. RefSeq lists its product as uncharacterized. The annotation marks the transcript as partial. The record is from RefSeq and is a predicted model, not a curated record. NCBI's taxonomy places the organism in Eukaryota, Fungi, Ascomycota, Dothideomycetes, Botryosphaeriales, Aplosporellaceae. The transcript has 2 exons.
UCAGACGAAUGUAUCGACCUAAUAAAAAACUGGGUGCAGACCUGCUGCAAUGAUACAGCCGGUCACGCCGGAUGUACCCUGCCGUCAACUGUUGACCUUCCGACCAGAGUUGUCGACAUUGGCACGUUCGAUGGGAUGCAGGAUCCUCUUCUAAAACAGACGAGGGGUGAAAAGGGGACAUAUAUUGCCCUUAGCCAUUGUUGGGGAAGAAAACAGAUCAUAAGGACAACAAAAUCUACUCUUGAAACCCAUAAAAGUAGAAUCAAAUGGUCGGCACUUUCCAAAACAUUCCAAGAUGCCAUCACGACGACGCGGAAACUCGGGAUUCGAUACAUCUGGAUUGACUCACUUUGCAUUAUUCAAGAUGACCCGCAAGAUUGGGAAAUCGAAUCGACGAAAAUGGCAGAUAUAUACGAAGGUGCAUAUCUCACUAUCGCGGCCACCGCAGCAGCGAGUGGUGAAGACGGCCUUUACAAGAUUCCCGAUACAGCUGAUGCGCCUCUCCUUUCUCGCGCAUGGGUUUUCCAAGAGCGCAUUCUUUCCAGCCGCGUCAUCCACUUUGGUGCGGAGGAGAUGCUAUUUGAGUGCAAGAGCAAAUUCCUAUGCGAAUGUGGCGGUGUUUCGACAUAUAUCGGGCCGCAUUCCCGACAAGUAAACUUCAAACAAUCGUUUGCUCGCAACUUGAGGACUAGUUCUGUGCCAAACUGGCAGGAACUCGUUCGUGAAUACACUGCGCGCGCUCUGACCUUCGAGCAGGACAGGCUACCGGCGCUCUCAGCGGUGGCCAGACGUCUGCAGCCUCUGAUGGGAAGAUACCUUGCAGGCAUGUGGUACAAUCAGUUACCCGGGAGUCUACUGUGGUCGGCUUAUCCUGAAAUGUUUGAAAACCCAACAACAAGUAUUGAACUUCCGUGGAGGCCAGCACGACAAUCUAAUGCCAGUGUUGCUCCACCGACAUGGUCUUGGGCCUCAAUUGAUGGUGCCGUU